UGUAGUAUAAUGGCAUCAUCAGCAAGGUGUGUAGUUGUGGUGCUGGCUGUGUUUGUGCACUGCAGUAGUGCAAAUACUUGGGGAAUGCUACUACAGAAGCACCAGGCUCCAGUUGUUCAGCAGGCCCAGAAGGUGAGGCAGCAGCCUCCGACCAGGCCAGUAACAUAUGACCAGCAGGCCAAGAAGCUGAAAAACCAGCCCCAGUGGUCACCUCAGUGGGUUACCCAGGGACCUGAUGCCACAACUCCUAUUGAGAAAUGCCAAGUGAAAAAGGAAGAGCGACUUACUUGUGGUGUCCCUGAUCUUACUCUUGCUCAAUGUGAGGCAAUCAACUGCUGCUUUGAGUGGCGGUGCUACUAUGGGAAAGCAGUGACUGUACAGUGCACCAGAGAUGGUCAGUUUGUUGUUGUGGUGGCCAGGGAUGCCACUCUCCCCAACCUGGACCUUGAUACCAUCAGUCUGCUUGGACCGCAAGAUACACUCUGUAAGCCUGUUGGCACCACUAAAGCCUUUGCCAUAUACCAGUUCCCUGUCACAGCCUGUGGCACCACUCUUGUGGAGGAAAGUGGCUAUGUGGUCUAUGAGAACAAGAUGAUAUCUUCCUAUGAAGUGGAGAUUGGACCUCGAGGUUCAAUCACUAGAGACAGCCACUUUGAGCUGCAGUUCCAGUGUAAGUACUCUGACACUGCGGUGGAGUUUUUGGUGGUUGAGGUGAAUGCUCUUCCUCCCCCUGCUCCAGUCACUGCUACUGGACUUGUCCGAGUAGAGCUCCGACUGGCCAGCGGACAAUGUUACAAUGAGGGAUGUGUGGAAGAAGUGGAAGCCUACAGGUCAUACUACAGUGAGGCAGACUACCCAGUUUCCCAGCUCCUGAAGGAUCCAGUGUAUGCAGAGGUUCACAUCUUGGGGAGGACCGACUCUAACCUGGUCCUGAAUCUGGACUACUGCUGGGCCACCUCCACCCCCAGUCCCCUCAGCUUGCCCAAGUGGGACCUCCUGGUUGAUGGGUGUCCGUACCAGGAUGACCGUUACCUGACCAAUGUAAUCCCUGUGGAUGGCUCCUCUGGCCUUGAGUUCCUGACCCACUACAAACGCUUCACGGUCAAGAUGUUCACCUUUGUGGAUGCAGACACUUUGGCCCCUUUGAAGGACAGGGUUUUCAUCCACUGUAGUACAGAGGUGUGCCACCCUACUAGGACCCACUCCUGUCAACAGCGCUGCAACAGGCAAAGGAGAGAUGUGGCUGCAGUGAAUUCUGUGGCUGGUGAGACCGUGGUGUCCAGUGGGGAGCUCAUUCUGACCUGACCAUAACUACCUUCCACCUGUCAGGCCUGAAGAAAUACUUCUACUUCAGCUUGGGAUGAAGGCCUCACUCUUUGACCUUGUAGCAUACACACAAUACAUAUUGUGACUUGUAAUCCUAUGGCUUUAGUUUGGUUUAAUACAAUACUUGACUUUGAAAUAUCUGAGUUAUGACUUAACUAGAGAAUUCUUUCUACAUUUUGAGUGGAGGCUUGUUCUGGCAUCCUUUCAAUAACCUUGGCUGUCUGCUUUCACCAGAUAUCUUGACAUCUACAUGCCACUAGCAUUUCAUAUAAGGGUAAUUUGUCAAUGCCUUUACUACUUCAGGAAUAAUUUCUAAGCUAAUGCAAGAAAUGGGAACAAUUUCUGUAACCACUGACCUACAGUGUAUGUGGAGGGUAGCUUCACAUGUGCUGUGUCCCGGCAUCGGCUGAGACCAAGCAAAGGGAACGCUCUAUGAGCGGAGUAUAUUUGAAUCAGUGACAUGUCUAACAGGGUGAUUCAGUAUAGCAGAGGUGGCUUGAGGGCAAGAUCCUGCAGAUGAUAAUAUUAGGGGUCAUGUGGAGAGGGAUGUCUAUUUA
This is a messenger RNA of Oncorhynchus nerka (sockeye salmon), 1883 nucleotides long. RefSeq names its product zona pellucida sperm-binding protein 4-like. Bases 10 to 1305 code for a protein of 431 amino acids. The transcript is spliced from 8 exons. Gene Ontology annotation, biological process: prevention of polyspermy; binding of sperm to zona pellucida. The record is from RefSeq and is a predicted model, not a curated record. Gene Ontology annotation, molecular function: structural constituent of egg coat; acrosin binding. NCBI's taxonomy places the organism in Eukaryota, Metazoa, Chordata, Actinopteri, Salmoniformes, Salmonidae. Gene Ontology annotation, cellular component: egg coat.